Messenger RNA from Mesocestoides corti, 1587 nucleotides. The record is from the annotation of a GenBank genome assembly. Lineage: Eukaryota; Metazoa; Platyhelminthes; Cestoda; Cyclophyllidea; Mesocestoididae.
AUGGCAAGUUCUCGUGAUUCUCGACAGGGUGGGGAUGUAGGUGUCACAAAGGCUUCAGACGACCCUUACAAGACCCUUUGUGAUGAUGUGAAAUCCUUCAUUGUGUCGUUCUAUAAGCACAUUAAAAGCAAUGAUUUAGUUGAAAUUGAAAAUGACUACGUCAUCAAGUUUCCAAAACUCACAGAGCAGUAUUUUAAAAGUACUCGUUGGCCUUCCGUUGAGAUAAUCGCCCCACUUGUGCACAAAGAUCCCUUGUUCAUGAUGUUGUAUAACGAGCUCUUUUACCGUCACCUUUACGCUCACGUGAACUCUUUUCCGGAGCUGGAGGAAGCCCAUCAAUCAUACUUGAACUAUUGUGCAUUCUUCGAAGCUCUCCUAAAGCCUAAGCAUCCUGUUCAGUUGGAGUUGCCGAACCAGUGGCUCUGGGACAUAAUUGACGAGUUUAUCUACCAGUUCCAGAAGUUUUCCAUCGCUCGCAACAAAGUCAAAAAGAAGCCAGAGGAUGAUGCCUUUCUUCGUCAAAAUCCAAGAACUUGGAGUAUUCACGGCGUCUUAAACAUCCUCUUUCAACUAGUUGAGAAGUCGAAUAUCAAUGACCAACUAAGUUAUUACGCAAUGCAACGUGACUCCUCUGAGGUUGCUGGUGUGUUCGGUCAAUGCAACCUCUAUAAAAUGCUGGGCUUCUUUAGUCUAGUCGGGCUUUGUCGUGUGCACUGCCUCCUUGGCGACUACUUCACCGCUCUAAAGAUGCUGGAACACGUUCAACUAAGUCACCAGGAGUUGUAUCACGAGGUGCCCACCUGUCACAUCACAACCGGUUAUUACGUCGGCUUCGCCUACAUGAUGAUGCGUCGCUUCCAGGACGCCGUUCGAACCUUCACGAGCACGCUGGUGUACAUCUCUCGAGUGAGCAACUACGUGGCCCAGCACCAAGACCUCCGAGAUUACGUCAUUAAACAAUCCGAUCAGAUGACCAGUCUGCUGGCGAUCUGCAUCACAAUCAACCCUAUGCCCAUCGACCAGUCCGUGGAGCAGCAUAUCAAGGACAAGUUUGCAGAAAGCCUUAACCGCCUCCAGCAAACCAACAAGGACGAGUUCAGCAUGUGCUUCGAUAUGGGCUGCCCGCGCUUCAUCAACCCCGACGCCAACGCCAACGAACGCACCGACUACGUGCUGGAUGCCCAGCGUCACCAGGGCUACGUCUUUCGCAACGAGUUAGAUCAACACUGGAUUGAGCUGCCUCGCUUGCGCUCCUUCCUCAAGCUCUACACCUCCUUGCCUGUCUCCAAACUGGCACACUUCUUGGACGAGGAUGAAGAGGGUGUCCACUCACUGCUGAUGCGUUUCAAGCAUCUUCUGAAGAAUGUGACCUCGACCGGAGAGUCCUGUGGUUGUCUGGAGGGAAUCCUCAAACUCCUCUGUGACACCGAUUUCUACGUUGACGGCGACAUGGUCCACAUCGCCGAUAUGAAGGUCGAUCGGCGCUUCUCGGAGUUCUUCAUGCUGCAAUUGGAAAAGCUCCGUGAGCUAAACGACCAAUUGGAUGAGGUGGAGAAAAAACUCAACAGUACUCGUAUCCGUGCGUAG